Tribolium castaneum (red flour beetle) is the source of this 1097-nucleotide messenger RNA. RefSeq names its product dehydrogenase/reductase SDR family member 13. The coding region runs from base 120 to 1073 and encodes 317 amino acids. The transcript has 2 exons. The record is from RefSeq and is a predicted model, not a curated record. Lineage: Eukaryota; Metazoa; Arthropoda; Insecta; Coleoptera; Tenebrionidae.
AAUAAAAUUUCAAUUUUCGCCGCACAAUUAGGCGGCCAGUGAUAGUCACGUACUUGCUGAUUCAUUUCGAAUAGCUUGUGGGUGAAUACGCUUCAAUUGUGUGCUAAUCUCGGCUCGAAAUGCACCCAGUUUGGAUUUUGUGCGGCGUCAUUGCCACCAUUUAUGCCCUUUUGAAGCACUACCUCAAAUCCACGGUGUGGUGCCGCAGCAAAACGUGUCUAGUUGGCAAAACCGCGGUCGUCACAGGCGCAAACACUGGGAUUGGUUACGAGACGGCGCUAGAUUUCGCCAAAAGGGGCGCCCGCGUGAUUCUGGCUUGCCGGGACCAGCAGAAAGCCGACGCUGCUAAAACCCGAAUCGUUCAAGAAACGGGGAAUGGGGACAUUGUGGUGAAAAUCGUCGAUUUUGCCUCGUUUGAUUCAGUCCGAGCGUUUGCACAAAACGUAAAAGAGACGGAACAGCGUCUCGAUAUCCUGGUCAACAAUGCCGGAGCUUCCGGAAUUCCGGACAAAAAAAGCAAAGACGGGCUGAACCUUUUAAUGCAAGUCAACUACUUCUCCAGUUUCCUGCUCACGAACCUCCUCAUCGACUUGCUCAAAAAAUCAGAGCCCAGUCGCGUAGUUAACGUGUCUUCUUUGGCCGCGAAAUACGCACGCUUCGAUCUGGAAGACUUGAACCGAUUCACCGGAAUGCACACGGAUUAUGCCAACAGCAAGCUUUGCAAUGUUUUGUUCACGAUGGAACUGGCGGAAAAGCUGCAAGGGACGAGGGUUACGACCUUUUCGCUGCAUCCCGGAGUCGUGGACACGGAAAUCUUCCGGAGGAUUAAGGGACAACACAAGGCCGUGUUUGAGUUUUUCAGGGAUCAUUUUUUCAGGACGAGCGAGGAAGGGGCACAAACUACGAUCUAUUGCUCGGUUGAGAGGAAUAUUGAGGAUUUGAGUGGCGAACAUUUCGAUAAUUGUGAAAGAGUUGAGCCUUACAAGACCUCGCAGGUGAAAGGGUUGGCUAAGAAGCUGUGGGAGAAGUCGGAGAAGUUUGUCGAGUUGAAGCCCGAAGAAGUGCACUUUUGAUAUAAUAAAGUUGCAAAAAUCGUG